GCGGGGCAGACGUGGGCUGGACCAGGGGCUGCAUUCGCCCCUGCAGAGCUCCCGGCUGGGCUAGAGCGAGUGCUGGCAGCGAGGUGGACGGUGAGGAACCCAAGAAGGGAACCGGGCAGGCUCUGCUCGCAGUUGACAGGCGGUAGGGGGUCCUGGGAGCGCCUUCGCGUACCUCUGCUGCCUCUGGCAUCCUAGAAGGAUGGCGGUGCUGCUCUGGGGUCUGCUGCUGCUCUGCCUGUCUGCUCUGCACCACCGCCCAUGGUGCCCUUUGGCAUAUGCCCUGGAGAUGGAUUUUAUCCCUACACUUCACCAGGACAGCUCUCAGGGGCAUGAAGUGACUGGAACCUCAGGGCAGGACCUGCAGCCCACUCUCACCAGCGUUACUUUGCCUGCAGCUGUGUCAACCCUGCCGAACGCUGCAGUGUCAGACUCUACCAGUGACACCUGGGAGGACAUUCAUGGACCCACAUCACCACCCACACCCACUGCUAGUACCACCGCCACUACUACUACCGCUACCACCACAGUGUGUAGCGACAACUUCACAAGCCCAGAGGACGAACCUGGGACUGGGACAGGGGGAAGUCACGAACAAGUGCUGGAAGGACAAGAAGAGGAUUCCUCUGACGAGGAGGAAGAGGAUGAAGAGAGAAACUGCGACAUAUCUCAGGAAAGAAUAAGGAAGCUAGCAGAUGGCUUGAUGAAAUUCACUGCUGAUCUCCUGCAAGAGGUCGAGCUGGAGAACAGCCAAUCCAACGUGGUCCUCUCUCCCCUCAGCAUCACCCUGGCGCUGUCCCACCUGGCACUAGGAGCAGAAAACCAGACAGAGAAGCAUCUGCUGGAGGCAAUGCACCUGAAGUCAGUGCCCUGCCUCCACCCCACGCUAAGCAGCAUCCGCAGAGUGCUCACAGAGUCCAUGCUCAGCGUGGCUUCCCGGCUGUAUCUGCAGAAAGGACUUGAGGUUAAAGAGAAAUUUCUGGACAACUCGGAGAGAUUCUAUGGAGCGAAGCCUGUGACCCUGUCUGGAAACAAGGAGGAUGAUCUCAUAGCCAUAAACAAAUGGGUAAAGGAGGUGACAAAGGGGCAUAUCUCCUCCUUCCUGUCUCAGCUCCCCGAUAGCAUGGUGAUGCUCUUGCUCAACGCUGUCUACUUCCGAGGAUUUUGGAGGAACAAGUUUGAUGCCAGCCUGACAGGUCCAGAUAUGUUCCACCUUAAUGACAAGUUCAUGGUCUCUGUGGAGAUGAUGAAAGCCCAGAAAUACUCCCUGAGUUGGUUUACAUUGGACUCCCUGGAAAUGCAGGUGGCCAGGUUUCCCUUUAAGGGCAACAUGAGUUUUGUAGCCAUUGUCCCAAACAAGUUUGGGUGGAAUGUCUCGGAGGUGCUGGAGAACAUCAGCCAUGACAAGCUUCGUGGCCGCUUCCCCAAAGAGAAGCCCACCCUGGUGAAGAUGCCCAAAAUGCAUGUAGAUUACAAGCUGGAGCUCAACCAAGUCCUCAGCCGGCUAGGCCUCAAGGAGCUAUUUUCAGCCCCCAAUCUACAGAAGAUCACCGAUGAGCCUCUCCUGGUGUCAAGCAUCCAGCACCAGUCUACCUUGGAGCUGGCAGAGGAAGGGGUGGAGGCAUCAGCUGCCACCAGCGUUAUGCUGUCACGGUCACUGUCCACUUUUAGACUUGACCGACCCUUUCUCUUCAUCAUCUUUGAGGAGAUAACGGGCAUCCCUCUCUUUGUAGGCAAAAUCCAGAACCCCAACCCCAGUGCUGCCCAGCAAAUGAAAGAGCCGGAAGACGUGUCUGAUGAGAAAUCUGGCCUCAAAGACUCCCCCCCCAAAUAAGGGACUCCCAGGACU
Molecule: messenger RNA, 1846 nt
Organism: Gavialis gangeticus (Gharial)
Lineage: Eukaryota; Metazoa; Chordata; Crocodylia; Gavialidae
Gene: SERPINF2
Product: serpin family F member 2
Exons: 9
Coding region: 200-1831 (543 amino acids)
Biological process (GO): negative regulation of endopeptidase activity; negative regulation of fibrinolysis
Molecular function (GO): serine-type endopeptidase inhibitor activity
Source: RefSeq, a predicted model, not a curated record